Asterias rubens (European starfish) is the source of this 6925-nucleotide messenger RNA. RefSeq names its product ras-responsive element-binding protein 1-like. The coding region runs from base 264 to 6038 and encodes 1924 amino acids. The record is from RefSeq and is a predicted model, not a curated record. Gene Ontology annotation, biological process: regulation of transcription by RNA polymerase II. Gene Ontology annotation, molecular function: RNA polymerase II cis-regulatory region sequence-specific DNA binding; DNA-binding transcription activator activity, RNA polymerase II-specific. NCBI's taxonomy places the organism in Eukaryota, Metazoa, Echinodermata, Asteroidea, Forcipulatida, Asteriidae. The transcript has 3 exons. Gene Ontology annotation, cellular component: nucleus.
CAACCAACCGCACCCGUAUAAUGAACUGCUGUUACCAACGGCUUCGUGAAUGGGUCGCGCUUGCAUUUUCACAGGUGUUCUUUUAACUUGCCGGGUGUUUAAAGAGGCAGUUUUUUGUUUCAUUAUUGAUAAUCAAGGACUGUAGUAGUGUGGCGUAGUGCUUUGGGGACAAUACCACCGCGGCCAUGGAGACAGGCCUCGGGUGUAGAAUAGAAGAAGAAAAAAAUCUGGCUGGGUUUCUAGACAGUGAGAAAUAGAUAGCGAUGGUGAAAAGACUUCGGCGUGACAUGGCCGUGCGUUUGAAGAGGAUGCCUGAUUUUUCUGGAGGCGAAGGGGAAAAGGAAGUCCCAUCCUCGACUGAUGGACAAAUUGCUGACAUCCAGGAAGUGGACAUGGCGGACGUUAAGAACAGACAAAGCAGCAUGAGAGAAACUAGGGGGAGCCACUCAGGUGCUAAGAAGGAUCAAAAGAUCAAGAAGACCAAGCCUGUUGCUCAACUCAGAUCAGAGCGUCCGGGUCUCAGACGGACCUCGCGUAAGAACGCUGCUCAGCGAUAUAAACUGGGAAAGAUCGCUGCGGCUGAGGAGAACAGGAUGAUUGGUGCUGAGUUAAGAAGUGAAAGACGACGCUCUACUGAAGGAGUAGCGAAGGUGAAAGCGCCAAGUGGGAAGAAGAGCAAGGGGGCGUCAAAGAGUUUGAAUAACUCCCCAGUGAAUGGAGUGACAGAUGAUGUUAGUUUGGAAACUGAUGUAGACAAGGAUGAAUUGGAAAGUCAACAGGUGGACAACCUGAGGGAUGUAAGCGCCGUAGACAAACCUGACCUGCCUGAGAGUAUCCAUCAAGUACCCAAUAGCCGUGGGUCCUCUGAGCUCAAGAGACCCACGGCAAUGUCAUCGUUACCUGCUGAGUCAGAUGUACAACCCUUGAAUCUGGCUGCCAGCAUUGAUUGCGGAGAUCAACGUGAGACAGGUGAUGUAACGCCGUCGUUACCGAUGGAAGAGGAUGACGGUGACUCGACGAGUAAUGACCAAGCAGCAGCGUUGUCGGUCGGCGAUUCAUCUCAUCAUGAUGCUGGCCUGGAUCCACUCGGAGGGGAGGUGAGUGGCGACUGGGGAUGUACCCCGGCCAAAUCAGAGGAAGUCAAGACUGAGUCAGUGCAGAGUGACAGCCCAAGUGGGGAGAGGAGAGAGACGACGACUGGCACCAAAGGAGGGACGGAGCCCAGCAAGAGGCCGGCCGGCUCACCCUCUGACACAUCCGUACUGGCAGAUCCAAAUUGGGUAAAGGGUAUUUACAAGCGUCGUCGCCCGAUGGAGGAGGGCAACACCUGCCUCACCUGCCCGGUCUGCUCCGAAGAAUUCCAGGAGAAACAUCACUUGACGUUACACUUCAGAGAACACAACACCACCACCAUGGACGGCAUGAUGCAUUCCUGUAAGCUGUGCGGUAAGAAACUCAGCUCCACUAGCUCCCUGGAUCGUCACAUGUUGAUUCAUUCUGGGGAGAGACCGCACAGGUGCCCUAUCUGCCCCAUGGCGUUUACAACGAAUGGGAAUAUGAGGCGGCAUAUCCGGACCCAUGAGAAAGGUGCUGCAGUAAGCACGGAAGGAGAGUACGUUACUGAGACGGCGUACAGUAAGCCGCGUAAACGAAUCCCAUCCAAACGUCUUCUUGACUCAGAUGAGCUUGACAAAGAGUCGACUUCUCCGCAAAAGCGCCUUGCCCUUGAGGAUGAAGAUAGUCCUCUCAAAUCCAGAGUCAAGGAGGAGGAAUUGACUUGCCCUAUCUGCGGUAAAGCCUUCUUGUGUCACUACGGGCUCCAGACCCACAUGGAUCUUCACCCCAAUGUCAUCAUAAAGUGCGAUAUGUGUGAGGCGACAUUCAAGAAUCACCGAGGCCUGCGUAUGCACACCCUGAUGUCUCACAAGAAACCCAGUCCUACCAAGACGACUCCUGCCCCGGAUGUACCUUUAGGCUUUCAAGAUCUCGGUAGCGUUGCAGACAUCUCGUGUGAUAAGUUCCCUCUGAUAGCUCAAGUGUGGUGCGAGCGAAAUGUACGCCGUUGUAACAGCAUCGUGCACCAGUUCAUAUGUCAGGUGUGCUCUAAGGCAUUCCCAUGCUCUAGCGCCCUCGACCUUCAUAAAAAGAAGAACCACUCCGCUAUGGAUAUGACUAUGACGAGCCAAGUGGAAGAUGUCGGCCUCAAGAAUGGUAAAGAAAACGUCCUGCUCCAAAAAGCCAAGCCUACUGAUAAAGUUAGCGCUUUUUACAGUAAACUUCCACAUACAUUCCCAUCUCAGGUACAGUUCUUGGCCACAUUGAACCUCAAACCCAGCCCGUCUCCCAUUGUGAAAAAUGCAUCAAACAAAAACAUGGCAUCGGUGCAGCAAGCAACGCCAACUAAAAGCAAAUUUCCCUUCACGGAUCAAGGAUUUGCCUCCGAUGAUGAAGUCGAAGCAGAUAGAGAUUUUGCUGACGUGGGGAAGAUAUUGACGCUGACGACAUCAGCGUCCAGUAACCCCCUCUUGAUGCUGAAGCAUCUCAGCCGAGGUGUGAAGCAGUCUCCAGUAAAAGCAUCAGCCUUAUCAUCUACCUCAACCUCCUUGGCAUCCAAACCAAAGUCCAAAGUAACCUUUGCGAGUAAACCCCCACCCGCUCACUCUCAUUUGCCGGACCAAUACAAAACCCACAUCAGACAAGCGGAUCACGAGCCCCGCUCAGGAGAUCCAGCCACAGAGAUGCACUUUCCCAUGGAAGUUGCCAGGGACGAGACCAAGGUGGAGCAUGCAGCAACAAGUACACAGGAGAAAACAUCUCAAGAUGUUGGAAGCGAAUCCGAGCCGAAUGAGGUGGAGAAAACCGAAGAGGCGGCGGGAGACUCUAAGAAUGAGAAGAAGACCGGUAAAUACGUCUGCAAACACUGUCAGGAAAACUUCCCACAGUACAGCGCUUUGAAGAUACAUCUUCGCAGCCACUUGGGGCUAACACCUUUCAAGUGUCUAUUGUGUGACUACUCCAGUGCUGAUAAGAGCACCUUAGUGAGGCAUAUGAGAACCCAUAGUGGGGAGCGCCCUUAUUCUUGCAAGAUGUGUGACUUUCCUUUCACAACGAAGGCUAACUGCGAGCGACACAUCAAGAAACGACAUGGAAAAGAGACGAAGAUAGACAUCGAGUUGAACAUUACUCACAACACAUCAGGUGGACCCCCGGGGGAGGCAUCCCCUAAUAAGUUCCGGGCUCCGGACACACUCUGCAAGCUCUGCAACCGCGAGUUCAGAUUCUUCAGAGAUUUACAAAAUCACUUGAAGGUUCAUCAACGAACUCCGAGUAAGUUCUUUUGCCUCAAAUGCCAGACGGGCUUAAGUUCCAAGAACAACUGCGCCCGUCACAUCACCAAAUGCCACCCUGAGAUCGAGAAGGACGAUCUCGAUAACUUCAUGAUGGUCAAGCAGGUCGAGACUAAGGACAUAUCUCAAACCAUGGCCAACUCAUUUGCCAGUAACGGAGAACAAUUAUCGCCAAUUGACUUCAGCAGGAAAUCUCCUCUUGCAGCUUCCGAUAGCGACCUGAGUGACCAAUCAUGGCUGAGUGCCUACACCUUGCCCAACAUGACUGACGUGGAUGCACCCAUCGACCUGAGUCUACCCAAGGAGAAAAACUCCUCCUUUCUUCCUCCAGUUGACAGCAGUCUCGGCCGACUACGGUUCAAACGGGUGUAUCACAAGUUCUACAGCAAGGUGAUCGAUGCCUUAGUGUGUCCGCACUGCAGUCGAGCAUUCAAGCGUGGUUCGGUAUUCAAAGAACACAUCCGAUCCCACAUCACAGAGCGCCCUAACCGCUGCUACUAUUGUAAAGCUGCAUUCACCAUGAAGGAUAGCCUGGAUAAACAUAUUGAACGUCGACACGGUGACGAGUCAAAGAGUGAGUCACCCGCUCAGUCCUUCAUCCCCAAAGUAGCCACCCCGAUGCAAUUUAAGCUCAUGUCUCGCUCGAGUCAAGGCCUUAGAGUUCGGAUUGCCCAUGAAUCAGUUGAGGCCACUGAUAUGUCUGUCGAGCAUUUACUUGAGAACCAAACUCUCAAGUCCCCAGGUAGUAGCUUCGGGUCGGACGCAAGCGGGGAGCUGGCUAGCGUUUCCAAGAUUCUAGCCGCGAGCAGCAACAACUUCCAGGUCUGUUUCCCACCGACUGGGGCCCAGGUAAAGCCGAAAGGAGAGAAAGAUGGUGUAAAAGAAACCGGAGACAACGAAAACAAAAAUGAGUUUGCAGUUCCAGAAAAUCCCACCAAUAAAUCUGAAGAUCAGACGGAGUGGGACACACCAGCACGAUCAGAUAUUGAGCUAUCAGAGGAGUACGAUUUAGUCAUCGAUGAAUCCAUUGCGUCAUCGUCAGAAUCUACAACUGGGCUUGAGACACAAAAGCCCAAAGAGCGGGUCACUGAACGAGACAGAUCCAACCUACCCACGAAGGAGAUGUGUCCGUACUGCAACCGUAAGUUUCCCUGGAUCAGCUCACUGCGCCGUCACAUCCUGACGCACACUGGCCUCAAACCAUUCCAGUGCCCUCAGUGUAACAGUAGCUUCUCAACGAAGUCGAAUUGCGAGAGACACAUUGUACGUAGACACUGUCUCAAUGCCAGCCCUGGUUCUAAAGCUCCAGAACUCCCCUUCACUUGCCUAGAGGGAUGCCCCGACUGUGCUUACUCCACCAAACUAAAGCUCAUCAAACACUACGAGGUCCAGCAUGUUGGAGUGCCCUUUCCCGAGUGCUACAAGAACGAAGUCAAGAAACUACCCGCAUCUGUCAUCAGAAAUGCUCUGGCGAGACGAGCAUCGAAGCUUGGAGGAACUCGCCCUUUUGGGAGCUCCGAAUUCCGCAGCCGAGUAGGGAUGUCAGGCGUAACUCUUAAGCUGACUCGACAUAAACCUCUUUUAAAGAGGAGACAUUCAUCCCAUGAUGAGAAACCGCUCUCCCUCGUUAAGAAGACGGUGACCGGUGAAGAGGGAAAACCCCUCGAUGGCUUUUCCAGGAAGAAACAUCUCUUUUCUCAUAAGGGUAAACCUUUUCCAAUCGUUUUCAAAAAGAAGAAGAGGAAGUCUCUGCCGACGAUGGUGAAUAUCAAUGGCAGCAGGCCCGGUGCAUCCAGAGUAGGCGAUCAAGUUAACAGCCAACCUGUAUUGGAUCUGUCAGUGACCAGUGAAGAUAUUAAUCUCAUCACAGAAAGUCUCGGAUACGUCACUGGUGAGGGUAGCGGGCAACCGUCACGCCGUAAGGGCAAAUCCAAACGUAAGAAUGCUCGCCACUCCUGCAGCAACUGUUGCAAACGAUUCAAAAGUGCGACCACGUUGAAACGACAUUACCGAGUCCACACUCUAGAGCACCCAUUCCGCUGUACGGAGUGCUCUGCUAGCUUCACCACAAAGUUCAACUGUCAGCGUCACAUGCUGAAACUUCACGGCAAGAGCAAAGAGGAAACUCUAAGACUCAUUGCGAAACAGAAGUCAGCGAUGUCAUCUGAGAAUGAUGGUGAAGGGAACCAAGAACUUGCAGAGUCUGGUGUCAAGGAAAAUGGUUUCAUCGAAGAUCCAGAGGUCCCUAGAGGUGUCAAGGAUGCGGACGUAGGAGGAAGCUCUAAGGGGAUGGGUGAUGAGAGCCAAGACACAGAUGAAGAUGAGAAUGAAGAUAAUAAGGAGGAUCUAGAGGAGGGUGAGGUGCGGGAUGAUGACGGUGACUCGGAAACUGAUGACUUUGGUGAAGACGGCGAGAUGGAGGUUGGUGAAACAGCCUCGGACCUUGAGGAAACCAACAUGGAAGGGAGUAACUUUGAUUCAACCUGGGAUGAAGAUUCCACCGAGGGACCGUCUGAUAAUCCGGCCAGCGAUGUUAAGAUGCCAAGAGGUCGUGGGAGAGAUGUCUUUGUUUCCGGGACGGCGGAUAAUUCAGAUAUUAUUCAGAAUCUUCUUGGGAUACAGGAUUCCUCCGUUAUUGAUCAGAUGUUGGAUUCUGCCGAUUCUGCUGCCAAGCUCCUCGGUGUUGAAUGAAGUUUCUUAACUCUUUCAGUGCCCGCUCUUUUUUGUCUUUGAACCUAAAAUGCCCAGCUUUUUAAGAUUGUUCGAAAUUUUGAAAUCAGAAAAAAGUCCUUCUCACCCCAAAAAAUGUAUCUUGCUUAUUUGAGUUGCCUUGGUACAUCCAAAAGGCAACAAUAUUUCAUGAGUGAUACUGCCCUUUCAGGAUAGCAUGUAAAUUAUGGGUCAGACAUAUACAAUUGGUAACACUUUCUUUGUUGGCCUCACAGAAAAUAGACCAUUGGCACUGAUGGGGGAAGGGGUUAAUGUAUCCCAAAAUAUUCAAAGUCUAUGUUUGAUUCAAAGUUCUUAAAUCAUUCCAAAAGCUUCGAACUGAACAAACAUGAUUAAAACUGAACAAUUUGCCCAAAAAGCAUUCAAAACAAAAAAAAUUUUAAGAAUUUUUUAAACCAAAAUUUAAUCCAAGAAAUUUGACGGCAUUUAAAAACAUAUUGAGAUGUCAAAGAAUACUGUGCAGAGAUUUUAUAUCGAUCAGAGAAGAGCGUCUCAUUUUGAUCCUUGCCAACUUCCUCAAGGACAAAAUGUUCCAGCCAAUUAUGAAAAUAAUUACAUAAUGUGUGAAGAUAUCCUUUUAUAUUUUGCUAUUUGUAACAGGUGCUAAAAAAGCAAGCAACAAUAAUAAGUUGAUUAUAUAUUUUUUAACUAUCUCACCAUUCCAUGUUUUUUUCAUUAUUAACUUGAUGUUUUAUCUAGUCUACAAAAUUGAUGAAAAAAGAGAGAUGAGAAGUCAAAGAUAUUUUUGAGAAGCUGCAUAUAAGCUGACUUUAUAAGAGCCCAUUUUCAUGGCUCUGCUUACCACCAAAUUCUGCGCUUACAAUUACCAAUCUCUGCUUACUGUGAAA